This is a messenger RNA of Perognathus longimembris pacificus (Pacific pocket mouse), 6396 nucleotides long. RefSeq names its product diphosphoinositol pentakisphosphate kinase 1 (gene Ppip5k1). Lineage: Eukaryota; Metazoa; Chordata; Mammalia; Rodentia; Heteromyidae. Gene Ontology annotation, cellular component: cytosol. The transcript has 32 exons. Bases 795 to 5339 code for a protein of 1514 amino acids. Gene Ontology annotation, biological process: inositol phosphate biosynthetic process; inositol metabolic process. The record is from RefSeq and is a predicted model, not a curated record. Gene Ontology annotation, molecular function: 5-diphosphoinositol pentakisphosphate 1-kinase activity; diphosphoinositol pentakisphosphate kinase activity; inositol hexakisphosphate kinase activity.
CUUUUUUUUCCCCCCACUCUCUCCCCUCUUUCCUAAGCUCAGUCCUGUUUUCUUUUCCCGAGACUCCCUCCUCCCUCUGGGUAGUCUCCACAACCUUGCCUACCUGUGGAUUGCCCUGGGUGUGGGGCUGGGGGUUGGGCAGGGAAUGAUGUUUCCUCUUCCUUCUCUCUCGUCUGUGUAGCCCAGAGUUCCUGGUCUGAAGGGAAUAUAAAGACUGGAGAAGGGUGUGGUGCGAUGAUUGGGUGUGGAGCGGAACAAGCAGGCACAGGUCUCCGGGCUCCACGUGGGUUUCCUCUCUGGUCUGCUUAAUGCUGUUUAAUCCAGAGUAUAAAGGCAAGUGGAGUCCAAGGGCGUAAGGUCAUCAGAGAAUCUGCUUUCCUCCUGGUCCCUUCUCCUCCUUCCUCUCUAAGCGUAUUCAGAUUUGAGAGGGCUGUUUCCACAGCUCCAAAUGUCGCUUGCGUGUGACUUUUGUCUUAGCAGGGACAGCAAAUACUGACUUGAAAUAGGGAUGGGGAGCUUCAGUGUGGAGUGUCCAUAAAGAUGGAGCAGACACUGACAUUACUCUCCUUCCCUCAGCUAUACAAGAAUCAACUGUAGCCUUCCUUGAAGAGCUGCCUUUCCCAUUCACUGGUUGGAGUUACAUUGUUUCCUGCUGGCAGAAUCAGGGACAUGCCAGCACUUUCUUUCCUUUCCAGUUCUCUGUACUCCGUCCUCACCCACUGCCAAGGGGCUUGGAUCUGAGCUGAUGGGAUACCUUCCUCUGCAGAGCGGGAUGAGUGGGUGUUCCGGCGGGGAUGUGGUCAUUGACGGCCAGUGAGGACGGAAGCACCACGGCCCACUUCUUCCUUGGAGCUGGAGAUGAGGGGCUGGGAACCCAUGGAAUAGGCAUGAGGACAGAAGAGAGUGACAGCGAGCUCCUUGAGGAUGAGGAGGAUGAAGUGCCUCCAGAACCUCAAAUCAUUGUUGGCAUCUGUGCCAUGACCAAGAAGUCCAAAUCCAAGCCCAUGACCCAAAUCCUAGAGCGACUCUGCCGAUUUGACUACUUGACUGUCAUCAUCCUGGGAGAAGAUGUCAUCCUCAAUGAGCCUGUGGAAAACUGGCCAUCCUGCCACUGCCUCAUUUCUUUCCACUCCAAAGGCUUUCCUCUGGACAAAGCCGUGGCUUACUCUAAGCUUCGAAAUCCCUUUCUUAUCAAUGAUCUGGCCAUGCAGUAUUACAUCCAGGAUAGGAGGGAGGUAUACCGGAUCCUGCAAGAAGAGGGUAUUGAUCUGCCUCGAUAUGCUGUGCUCAACCGUGACCCUGCCCGGCCUGAGGAGUGCAACCUGAUAGAAGGUGAAGACCAGGUAGAGGUCAAUGGAGCUGUGUUUCCUAAGCCCUUUGUGGAGAAGCCAGUGAGUGCAGAGGACCACAACGUUUACAUCUACUACCCCAGCUCAGCUGGAGGAGGAAGCCAGCGCCUCUUCCGUAAGAUUGGCAGCCGGAGCAGCGUUUACUCUCCUGAGAGCAGUGUCCGAAAGACAGGGUCAUACAUCUAUGAGGAGUUUAUGCCGACAGAUGGCACGGAUGUCAAGGUAUAUACAGUGGGGCCAGAUUAUGCCCACGCCGAAGCUAGAAAAUCUCCAGCUUUGGAUGGGAAGGUUGAACGAGACAGUGAGGGAAAAGAGGUUCGCUACCCAGUCAUGCUGACUGCCAUGGAAAAGCUGGUGGCCAGGAAGGUCUGCGUAGCUUUUAAGCAAACAGUUUGUGGAUUUGACCUUCUUCGGGCCAAUGGUCACUCCUUUGUGUGUGAUGUCAAUGGCUUCAGUUUUGUCAAGAACUCCAUGAAAUACUAUGAUGACUGUGCCAAGAUUCUGGGAAACACCAUUAUGCGGGAGCUUGCCCCACAGUUCCAGAUCCCGUGGUCCAUCCCCACAGAGGCUGAGGACAUUCCCAUUGUCCCUACCACAUCUGGCACUAUGAUGGAACUUCGUUGUGUCAUUGCAAUUAUCCGUCAUGGGGAUCGUACCCCCAAACAGAAGAUGAAGAUGGAGGUGACACACCCAAGGUUUUUUACUCUGUUCGAAAAACAUGGUGGUUAUAAAACAGGGAAAUUAAAACUCAAGCGACCUGAGCAACUCCAGGAGGUGCUGGACAUCACAAGGCUGCUGCUUGCUGAACUGGAGAAAGAACCAAGUGGUGAGAUCGAGGAAAAGACUGGGAAGUUAGAGCAGCUGAAGUCCGUGUUGGAAAUGUAUGGUCACUUCUCAGGUAUCAACAGGAAGGUGCAGUUGACUUACUACCCUCAUGGAGUAAAAGCUUCUAAUGAGAGGCAAGAAGUACAGCAGGAGACUCUGUCGCCAUCUCUGUUGCUGGUUCUGAAGUGGGGUGGAGAACUAACACCUGCCGGGCGCGUUCAGGCUGAGGAGCUGGGGCGAGCUUUUCGCUGCAUGUACCCUGGAGGCCAGGGUGACUAUGCUGGAUUUCCUGGUUGCGGGCUACUUCGUCUCCAUAGCACUUUCCGCCAUGACCUCAAGAUCUAUGCCUCUGAUGAAGGCCGUGUCCAGAUGACUGCAGCUGCCUUUGCCAAGGGCCUCUUGGCUCUAGAAGGAGAACUGACACCCAUUUUAGUACAAAUGGUGAAGAGUGCCAACAUGAACGGGCUCCUGGACAGUGACAGUGACUCCCUGAGCAGCUGCCAGCACCGGGUGAAGGCGCGGCUGCACCACAUUUUGCAGCAGGAUGCACCCUUUGGCCCUGAGGACUAUGAUCAGCUGGCUCCCACCGGAAGCACUUCCCUGCUCAACUCCAUGACUGUCAUCCAGAAUCCUGUGAAGGUCUGUGAUCAGGUAUUUUCCCUGAUUGAAAACCUCACCCACCAGAUCCGGGAACGGAUGCAGGAUCCAAAAUCUGUAGACCUGCAACUUUACCACAGUGAGACACUAGAGUUAAUGCUACAGCGUUGGAGCAAGCUGGAGCGUGACUUUCGACAGAAGAGUGGGCGCUAUGAUAUCAGUAAGAUCCCUGAUAUCUAUGACUGUGUCAAGUAUGAUGUGCAGCACAAUGGGAGUCUGGGACUUCAAGGCACAGCAGAGUUGCUCCGUCUAUCUAAGGCACUGGCUGAUGUGGUCAUCCCCCAGGAGUACGGGAUCAGUCGGGAGGAGAAACUGGAAAUUGCUGUGGGCUUCUGUCUUCCACUGUUGCGGAAGAUACUACUUGACCUGCAGAGAACUCACGAGGAUGAGUCUGUCAACAAGCUGCAUCCCCUGUAUUCCCGAGGAGUGCUCUCCCCAGGCCGUCACGUUCGAACACGUCUCUAUUUCACCAGUGAGAGCCACGUCCACUCCCUCCUCAGUGUCUUCCGCUAUGGAGGACUUCUUGAUGAGACCCAGGAUGCACAAUGGCAGCGAGCUUUGGCUUAUCUUAGUGCCAUCUCAGAGCUCAACUACAUGACCCAGAUUGUUAUCAUGCUUUAUGAGGACAACACACGGGAUCCUUUAUCUGAGGAGCGGUUCCACGUGGAGCUGCAUUUCAGCCCUGGAGUGAAAGGCGUUGAGGAAGAAGGCACUGCCCCAGCUGGCUGUGGAUUCCGUCCAGCCUCUUCUGAGAAUGAGGAGAUAAAAACAGAUCAAGGUAGCAUGGAGAACCUGUGCCCAGGGAAGGCAUCAGAUGAGCCAGACCGGGCAUUGCAGACUUCACCGCAGCCUUCUGAGGGCCCGGGCCUCCCGAGGAGAUCACCCCUCAUUCGUAACCGGAAAGCAGGCUCCAUGGAGGUGCUUUCUGAGACUUCAUCCUCCAGACCUGGUGGCUACCGGCUCUUUUCUUCUUCACGGCCACCAACAGAGAUAAAGCAGAGUGGCCUAGGCUCCCAGUGCACAGGGCUGUUCAGCACCACCGUGCUGGGUGGCUCCUCCAGCGCCCCAAAUCUUCAGGACUACGCUCGCAGCCAUGGCAAAAAGCUACCACCUGCCAGUCUGAAGCAUCGAGAUGAGCUCUUGUUUGUCCCGGCCGUAAAACGAUUUUCUGUGUCGUUUGCAAAGCAUCCGACUAACGAGCUGCUGGAUGACCAGCACCCUGUGGUCCGGUUGCUGCGCAGUUUUUCCUCUGACUGCCCAAGGGGCCGGCCAGUCUCCUUGGAUGCCACGCUGGCGCAUCACCUGCACCAGUGCUCCUACCACCUGCGCCUCUUCCGGAACUGGCUGCGCUCAGGCCAGGAUGACCCCGAGUGCCUCUACGGAUUUGAAGGGUGCUCCAUGGUGCCCACUAUCUACCCCCUGGAAACACUGCAUAAUGCCCUUUCCUUACGUCAAGUGAGUGAAUUUUUGAGUAAUGUCUGUCAGCGCCACACUGAUACCCAUGCGCACGCAUCAGCAGCCCUUUUUGACUCUAUGCACAGCAACCAGGCCUCCGACAGCCCAUUCUCUCCACCCCGUACUCUUCAUUCACCUCCCCUGCAACUCCGGCAGCGCUCUGAGAAGCCCCCUUGGUAUAGUAGUGGCCCUUCCAGCACUGUGUCCAGUGCUGGUCCUUCCUCACCUACUGCAGUGGAUGGCAGCUCCCAUUUUGGCUUUAAUGAUCAAAUCUCCCUAAAUGCACAUGUGACUGAAGAAAAUCAAGACUUUGGGCUGCUCCAGGAGGCCCCUGGGAAUGGAAUGCAAGAGUUUUCCAUAGAAGGACAGCAAGAGAUUUUGGAACCAAACCAGUGCCCUCAGGAGCCACCUGUGGAAAUGACCCAGCCAGAAAACCAGAAAGUUGCUGAGGAAGUCAGCCAGCUACGCCAGGAAGGCCCAGACAUGAGCCUGCCACUGCAGGACUGUGGUCCUGUUGACCACACGUGCCAGCCAGGCCAGGCCAGCCACCUGGACCAGGAAGCCUCUGAGGAAGUUGUCCAGCGUUGCCAGGAAAACCCCGAGGAGGCCAGCCAGCAUUGCCAGGAGGUUUCUGUGGGGGUUAGCAUGCUGCUCCAUGGGUUCCCCAUCGCGGGUAGGGCCCUGGAACGUGAAGCCCUUGUGGAAGUUAGCAGGCCCACCCAAGAGAUCCUUGAAGAGCUCUGCCAGCCUCACCAGGAGUUUGCCGUGGAAGUGGGCAGGCUGGCCCAGGAGGCUUCUGCAAUCAACCUAUUGUCUCAAGAUUUCCCUGAGGUUAAACCUUCCCGAGUACUCCCUGCAGAUAUUAUUGAUCCGCAGGCCCAGGAGGUUCCCGAGGAGGUUAAUCAGCAGGCUUGGGUGGUCCCUGAAGUACACGAUCAGCUGCCUAGAGAGGAUGUUCCCCAAGCCCAGUGUCCGCCUACUGAUCCAAACCCUCAAAGCCAGGCUGGAGCCCAUGACCAGCAAGCACCCCUUCCACCAGCAACAUGUAAUUAAUCAUUUUUUCACUAGAGAUGUCACACUAUACCAGCUAUUUGAGCCAGCAACCUUUUCUGUUGGCUAUGUCACUGGCCAGAGCGAGGCUUUGACUCACACCAGAGGAAUCUGACAAUGAAGCAGUCCUCUUGGCCUGUGAUGUGGCUGUGCUGUCGCUGUGUUUGGGGGUUGAGCCAGUUUCAUGUUCCAAGUUGCCAUUGGCUCUUCACUUAGCCAUUAAACUUGAAUAGGGUUUCCUUGGAGUGGGGCUGAUCUGCCAUUUCCUAACCUACUCUGAGCACCACAGAAAUCCUAGAUUGUUAAAAGAUAUGUCACUUAACUGCUGAAGACACCAUUGCAGGUGGACAGCAAAGGCAAAGUAGAAGGCUUCAAGGUCUUUACCUUUCUGGGGGACAUGUACACAAUUUCUCAAGUCCCCUUUAGAUGACCUGUGCAUUCAGGGGACACUUGUCUUUACUAGCACUCCUCAGGUAAGUCUAAGAUGGCCAUCUGAAGCAUCUACAAAAGUAGAGAUCCCUUCCCAAGCGAACACCAUUCUUGCCUGCUCAUCUUUACACUGGACUUAUGAGUGUUUCCAUGUCAUGUCCAAGUGCCCCUCUGUCCCAGCCCUGGUCUUCUGGAAAGUUGCUCUAGGGAUGAAUAGGUUGAGUCUAUUGCAACUUCAGAGUAACUACUUAAAACUCUCUGGGGUGUGUGAAGCUGGGCCUCCUAUUGUUGUGGGGGCAAAUUGGCUUAGAAGAUGCUAUAGAAAAGAGAAUCAGGUUCUAUUUUAAGCAGUUAGCAGGGAUUAAUAUUGUACAGACACAAAGAUUUAAUAUAUAUAUAUACAUAUAUAUGUAUAUUUCUGUAGUUUGCCAGGGACAGACUGGCCAAAGACGAAACACUCCAGAGUCCCCAAGAAAUGUGUCCUUAUAUCAUGUGUCUUUAGGACCAGGUGUGAUUUAUGAAGCUUUUCCCAAAGAUAUGGGGCUGGGAGUGGGGUAAGAGGGUUAAUGCAGUCAGUCAUUGGAAUCAGGGGCCGGAACAUUGUAAGUGCUCAAUAAACGUGAAAUAAUGA